This is a messenger RNA of Corythoichthys intestinalis (scribbled pipefish), 2442 nucleotides long. RefSeq names its product gastrula zinc finger protein XlCGF57.1-like. Gene Ontology annotation, molecular function: DNA-binding transcription factor activity, RNA polymerase II-specific. Gene Ontology annotation, cellular component: nucleus. The transcript is spliced from 2 exons. Gene Ontology annotation, biological process: regulation of transcription by RNA polymerase II. NCBI's taxonomy places the organism in Eukaryota, Metazoa, Chordata, Actinopteri, Syngnathiformes, Syngnathidae. The record is from RefSeq and is a predicted model, not a curated record. Bases 151 to 1830 code for a protein of 559 amino acids.
GAAGAAUGCGGAUGUGGUGCCACGGCUAACCAGGACAAGUAUCAUAUGGUUCAACGGCAGAAUCGAAGUGAAAUAGUGAAAAUAUUAACUAAAGACAUAAAAAAUUGGUACGGAAACGAGUAAUAACAUAGCCUGAACAUUUGAAAGAUAAUGGCGUCGUACGGAGGACAACCAAAACAACUGGAUUUUGCAGACUUCCAGCAGCUGAUGAGUCGUGAGGAAAUCCUUUGUCCUCAAUUGCACGGGGGUGCCUCCAAUUUUCAACCUGAGGAUUCACCAAACCGCUGCGUUAAAGAGGAGCCUCCACAGUCUCCUCACAUUAAAGAGGAAGAGGAGGAGCUACUGUCUGUCCACAUUAAAGAGGAAGAAGAAGAGUUCGAUGUCUUCAAGUUGCAAAUGACUGAUGUCUCUGUGAAGAGCGAAGAUGAUGAAGACAAUGAAGCGCAGCGGUCACAGUUGUAUCAUCAAAGCUCGAGCGGAGACCGUCGUGAAAGACCACCACCAGACAAGCUCAGGCCUCUGUCAGCCACUGACGACUUGGAAGAACAUUCAACAAGCGAUGCAGACUGCGCAGGUGACGACAAACAGCUGAAUUGCUCGGACAUGGAAGAUGCUCUCGUCGAUGAGGAAGCGUCACAAACACCUCCAAAAUCUUUUAUUUGCUCAGUUUGCGGCGAAAGCUUUGCUCAAGAAGCACUUCUUGAACACUUGAAAACCCACAACGGAGAAAAAACAUUUUGUUGCACAAUUUGCGGAAAAGCCUUCCCUAAGAAAUCACUCAUGCUUAAACACAGAAAAACACACGCAGGUGAAAAACCCUUUUGUUGCUCAACUUGUGGCAAAAGAUUCACUCUAAAUUCAAACAUGGUUAAACACAUGAAAACGCACUUGGAUGAAAGACCCUUCACUUGCUCAAUUUGCGGUAAAACAUUCUCUCGCAGGUCCAACAUGUUGAAACACAUGAGAACACACACAGGGGAAAAACCCUUCAGCUGCUCAAUUUGUGGUGGAAGAUUCACUGUAAAGCAAACCAUGACGGAACACAUGAAGAGUCACACAGGAGAAAGACCUUUUAGUUGUUCAAUUUGUGGUAAAACAUUCUCUCAAAAACGGCAUCUGGUGAAACACUUGAGAACGCACACAGGAGAAAAACCCUUUAAUUGCUCAAUUUGUGGCAAAUCCUUCUCAAGAAAGGACAAGAUGGAAACACACAGAAGAAAACACACAGAAGAAGAACUAAUAAGUUGCUCCAUUUGUGGUCAGAAUUUUCUGAACAAGCAAAACCUGCUCUCUCACAUGAAAAUCCAUGGAGGAGAAAAACCCUUUAGUUGCUCCAUUUGUGGUCAAAAAUUCACUCAAAAACAAAGUCUUAUAUCACACGUUAAAGCACACGCGGGAGACAAACCCUUUUGUUGCUCCAUUUGUGGUAAAACAUAUGCCAGAAAAGACUAUUUGGAGAUGCACAUGAGAAGCCACACAGGAGAAAAACCUUUCAAUUGCUCCACUUGUGGUAAACUGUUCACUCAAAAGUCAAUCAUGGUACGACACAUGAAAACACACUCAGGAGAAAAGCCUUUUAGUUGCUCAUCUUGUGACACAAAAUUUUCUUACAAAUCACACCUGGUGUCGCACAUGAGGACGCACACAGGAGAAAAACCCUUUCAAUGCACAGUAUGUGGUCAAGGGCUAUCUAAAAAGUCGUCUAUUGUUCAACACAUGAGAACACACACAGGAGAAAAACCCUAUAGGUGUUCUACUUGUGGUAAAAGUUUUGUUCAAAGAGCCAAUUUGACUGCACACUUGCAGGAGACACAUAACAAUGGGGAGUAAAUGAUAAGAAUUCCGUCACACAGACCCCAAAAUAAAAUUGUUUGCGCAUUAUGUUUUCACCAUUCAAUGCCUUGACAUUGUGCCGUGCGUCUCCUUUUGGUAGCAAAGGAAAAACUGUCUGCGGAUGUUGGAAAUUUUACAGCUGUGUUAACCUCUCAACAGCUAAUUACAUUCCUACUUGAAAAAAAUGAAUGUUCAAUUUUUUCUCAUAGAUUGCUGUAGGUCUCGAUCUCGAACAUUAUUUCUGCUGUUUCCUCUGUUGCAAUAUCUUUGUUGUUGAUGUCUGUAAUGAAAGCUAAUUAUUGUUUCUCAAACUUUAACACAAUUUUGUAAAUAUGGUAGAAAUAGGUAACAGUAGAGAGUGUCGAGUCGCUGCCGAACCCCGCGUCAAAAUGGAUUGGAUAUAAUUAAUAAUGGAUUGAAAUAGAUUUUUUUUUUUUUUACAUGGAAUAUGCUGAAUGUCUUCCAGCUAAUUUUCGCAUCAAUUUAUGAUUAUGCACCCUUUUAGUUUUAAUCCUAUUUGUAUAUAAUCUGUGUAAUCUGUAUACUGAGUGGUGUUUUCAAUAUCAUACAUUAAAUGCAUCUGUAGUUUGUGAGUUGUUUUUUUGCUAU